Gadus morhua (Atlantic cod) is the source of this 2047-nucleotide messenger RNA. Its product is annotated as zinc finger protein 135. Lineage: Eukaryota; Metazoa; Chordata; Actinopteri; Gadiformes; Gadidae. The record is from RefSeq and is a predicted model, not a curated record. Gene Ontology annotation, molecular function: RNA polymerase II cis-regulatory region sequence-specific DNA binding; DNA-binding transcription factor activity, RNA polymerase II-specific. The transcript has 2 exons. The coding region runs from base 574 to 1782 and encodes 402 amino acids. Gene Ontology annotation, biological process: regulation of transcription by RNA polymerase II. Gene Ontology annotation, cellular component: chromatin; nucleus; transcription regulator complex.
UGGAUUAUCGUAACUAUCGUACAGAUCCGAUCCAGGGCCAGUUGAAGCAAGCCUUGUUUAGAGGACACAGACGAGGCGAAUACAUAUUAACUGAUUUCUAAUCACUGUUUGGCGGUCAGCUUACACUACAAGGCAACACCUGAUCAAAGAUCCGGUGUGGAGAUGUUACACCGUAAUGUGUGUUUUUGAAAAGCUUCAUUAUUGUAAAUUCCGCCUUUCGUCCACCGGUACAGCUAUUUUAUUAAUGCUUUAUGGAUUAACAAUGUCCUAGACGACCGAGAAGUAAAGGAUUGUCCGGGCAACGGCGCUGUGCAGAGAAGGGACUGCAUUUCAAAGUAAUUGUACUUUUCCUCAGAUGGAUUAUGCUGCGUACAACUAGGUCUUCCUGCCAGUGCCACCACCCGUUUGUUUGCAGACUUGAGGUCCCGUACAGCGCUAAACUUGGAAGUCGAGCGUAUUUCAUGUAAUGUAUUCGAUGACUUUCGGGGACUAUUGACAGCUGUGUGUAAAUACAUAAAGCCAGGUGAAUCAGCCUUUGAAUUCUACCUCGGUUGACUUUUUAAUAGUCAAAAUAUGUUGAAAAUGGAGCGUCUGAACUGCCGGGUGGCAAAGCUGCUGUCGGCCGCGGUGCAGGAGGUGCUGGAGGUGGUGAAGGAGACGGUGUCGGAGUAUCAGGAUAAAACCGCCCGAACCCAGAGGGAAAACGAGAGUCUGAAGAGGAGACUACAGGAACUGCAGGAAGAGAACCAUGCAAAACACUCAGGACUCAAAUCGCAUCCCAUCGCACCCGAACAUGAAGUCCAGCAGAAGGAAGAGUCUGACCUGGAAGAAGCAGAUAAUCAGGAGGUGCUGUCCUUUCCCUAUUUGGGUUCUAUUGGUACUCUUCCCUCUGAAACACCAAUCAGAUCGAAGUCUCACGUUGGUCCCCCCCUCCCACAGCAGAGACGCCAUAGACCCAGUCUUGACCCAGGCCAAUCAAACAAACCUCACAAGACCGACCCAACGUCUAAUCACAAUAGUUCUACUGGCCUGUUGUCCAAUCACAACAGUCCUACCGGCCAGCUGCGCAAUCACAGCAGUGCUGCUGGUCUGCUGUCCAAUCACAACAGUUCAACAGGCCAAAUGCCCAAUCACAGCAAUUCUGCUGGUCUGUUGUCUAAUCACAACAGUUCAGCAGGCCCAAUGCCCAAUCACAGCAGUUCUGUUGACCUGUUGUCCAAUCACAACAGUUCAACUGGCCCUCUUUUCCUCUUCUCCAGAAACAGUCCUGGUUCUCCAGUCUUGCUCUCUCCGAAGCAGAUAAAAACUGAGCCUGACUGGGCUGAUCACGACCCAGGGAAUGAGGUCCUGCCAGCAGGGUACUUCCAUGAACCCCCAGCCUGUUUCGGAUCAGAACCCUUUGCUCUGAACCUAACCGGGGAAGAGGAACCCUUUGACUGGGCUGGUUCUGACCUCAACCCCAUGUCCUUUGACCCCACGGACCCCAGUCAGUCAGGGAGCAGAACACUACAGCAGAGAGGGGUGGGUCGACCCAAGCGGUACUGCUGCACACUGUGUGGCCGGGCCUUCAGGCACGCAGGAGACCUAAAGAAGCACCACCGGGUCCACACCGGGGAGAAACCUUACUGCUGCUCAGUGUGUGGCAAGCGCUUCAGCCAGUCGGGCUACCUAAAGAUCCACCUCCGCCACCACACUGGAGAGAGACCGUACGGCUGCACACAGUGUGGGAAACGCUUCAGCCACUCGAGUAACUUUAAGAAACACCAGCUGACGCAUCUAUAGUUUAUAGAGCUUACGUCACGCGGAUCAGGGCUAGGGCUAAAUGUUUUAAAGACUAUAAAUGUUGAAAAUUGUGUUUUAUGAUGUAAACUGUUCCAGGAUUUGUGGGCAUUUGAGAGCAUUCGUUUUAAAUAUCUUUUGGCACACAAUGUGUAAUACUCUAUCACAUAGUAUUUGCAGUCAGAAUUGAUGCAAUAGCUUUAGUGCAGUAUUGACUAAGCUGGGUUUGUUAAUUUCUUAAUUUAUCAUUAAAGGAUUUUUGAGUCAC